Messenger RNA from Wasmannia auropunctata (little fire ant), 490 nucleotides. It is a transcript of the gene UQCR-Q, whose product is annotated as cytochrome b-c1 complex subunit 8-like. Bases 121 to 369 code for a protein of 82 amino acids. The record is from RefSeq and is a predicted model, not a curated record. The transcript has 3 exons. NCBI's taxonomy places the organism in Eukaryota, Metazoa, Arthropoda, Insecta, Hymenoptera, Formicidae. Gene Ontology annotation, biological process: mitochondrial electron transport, ubiquinol to cytochrome c.
ACGUAGUACUCUCUCUAACCACCAGAUGGCACACUUUACGAAAGUCUAUGGAAAAUCAGGAGAAUCGAUUGUAAAAAUAUCACGACACUUUUCUUACGUGUGCGGUGUGCUACUUUAGCCAUGGGGAAGCAAUUUGGAAAUCUUGCUAAAAUCAAUGGCGUCGUCUUCUUUCGACUCAGUCCGUACGAGCAGAAAGCUUUCAAAGGAAUAAUAUCCGAAGGUGUACCAAACACCAUUCGCCGCAUCCAAGGCAGCAUAUUUCGCGUUACUCCUUUUUUCAUAUUUUCUUAUUUGCUCGUGAAUUGGGCGAAAGAGGAGAACCAUGCCCUUUCUCGCAAAAAUCCCAAGGACUAUGAAAAUGAUACGUGAAUAUAGGUGAUUAAAUUUCUAGUUAACACUUAGUUUUUAUUGUGAAAUACUACGUAAUCUUAUCUUUAAUUCUAAAGAUAAGAGUAAAAGAAACAAUAUUAUAUAAAAAUUAAUACAUGUA